AUGGCAACCCCGAAUGAGCGAAUUGUGCAAAGUGAAAUGGACAAAGCAUCCCCAAGUCCAUCAAGCAAUUCCGCAUUGGCGUUCGCCCAAAACUAUCGCAAUAACAACCAGUGGGCACAUCUCAUGCUACCGGCCAUACGAUCGUACUGUGCGACCACACAAAUCCCACAUUUGGGUAACCGAGACAAACUCGUUGCAGCGCUCCAAGCGCGAGGCGUACAGCCAAUCAAUGUGCUCCAAAACACAGCACCCGGACCAGGAGCCAGCCCUUCUGCCGCCAAACUUACCGCCAACAUCACCAAAUCGCUGCUCCGACGCAGGGCGGAUUUUCUGAAACAAGCACAGGGAGAGGACUUUGAAGUCUACCUGCGCCAACUGGAAAUCGCAUUCAGUCAUGACGGUAUGUCCAAUAACACAAAAAUUGACUGCCUGAUCGGGCACACGACGCCUACAGUCACGGCGGCAGCCCAACGCCUCUACGACGAGGGAUAUCACAAUUACAAUGACAUUGCCGACUGGCUCAAGAUACAGUUUGGACUAUUGCCCUUCAAACAUUUCACACGAUUCCUAGCCCUACGGCCCCUCGAAGAUGAAUCAUGGGCACAAUUCGGCAAUUGCCUACGGUGCGAGUACAUCCGAUACUUACCACUCAGCGCAACCGACCUACCCAGUCAAGAAAGAUCCAUCACCGCCGCCCUCAUCGGUCAACUACUGGCAAUCACCACCGGAGGGCUCCACGCCCACCUAUACUCCAAGGCGACUGCCGAUCGAACCCUCACAUGGGUCAAUUGUCUUGCAUAUGGGGACAAAUACCGCUGCAUGCACCCCAACACUCCACGUGCAUCGCUGGCCCCGCAGAACACUCAACAAGGCAACCGCCGACCAAAAACCACGGCGUCCAGAGUCGCCUUGUCGCACACUCGACAGCAGAUUGCCAAAACAACCUGGCCAACCAGGUCACACGGUGACCAAUUGCCCAAACCAGGGAAACGCCAAGAUUGGGCAGUGAAGGCUGUCCUCUGCUCGAUCUCCCAAGAUACAGACGACAGCCUAACAAUCAUCAUCGGCAUCAAGGACAAACGCGUCACAGCACUGAUUGACACUGGAGCCACCAGGUCAUUCAUGGUGACCAACGUCGCAGCCAAAGUAGGGCUCACACCCCAUCCGACGAAGGCAAAGAUCUCCGCAGCCGUCUUACACAUCUCUGCCAACAUCAGCCACUUGCAUACGUUCGUACACCGGCCAGGCAAAACCCUCACAGGGCCAGACGCCCUCAGCCGAAUCCAGCUCAACAGCAUACAACUCCGCAACGUACCUGAUCCUGGGCAACGCGCCAACAUCAUUGACCAAUAUCAUGUGGAAAUGGGCCACACCAACUGGAAAAAGACCUUCGAUACAAUACGAAAAAGGUUCACCUGGCCCGGCAUGCGCACUGACAUAUUUCAUCACGUCAUACAAUGCGCUAAAUGCUUCACAUUCAACUCGGCAACCGCUGCAGUGGGUACCAAACUCAUACCUGUUCCGCCAGCAAACAAACACGACCGACUCGGAGUCGACUUCUGGGGCCCAUUCCCCCCAUCAACAAACGGCAACCGAUACGCAAUAGUCGCUAUCAACUACUACUCACGCAGAGUGGUCACCACACCUGUCAAACGCGCAACGGCGAAUGCCCUAUGCAGCUUCCUAGCGGACGUUAUCGCCCAACUGGGCACAUUCGAAAUAAUCCAUUCAGAUGGAGCAGCGGUCUUCAACUCAGCGCCGUACAAAAGGUUUAUCACCGCAAAUCAAAUUGAGUCAUACAUUGCCCAGCCAUACCACCCUAAAGGCAACGGCGCCUGUGAGCAAGCAAUCAAAUCCCUGUCGGCUAUCAUAGCAAAGACAGCACCAACCCCAACCACUUGGGAUGACAUCUUACUCGACGCAGCGAUUGCAUACAACCGAACGCCACACACCACCACAGGGCUACCGCCCAUAGAACUCUGGCACAAAAAGCCAAUACCCACCCCAGCAGACAUCAGAUUCAAACUACCGCCAAGGGACAUAUCCCCUGAACUCAAAAGAGUCAAAGUAACUAACCAAAGAUACCGCAAACGGUACAUUCAGCAGGCCAAUAGACAUCGCAAAACCGAAUUUAAACUCAGCCAAAUGGAUACUGAAGAAACUGAUCGGCCUCAAAUUUGCCUGGACCCAGGGACACUCGACGCUACGAAUGAAUCCUACAAUGAAGCCCAUCCCACGACGAGCUCCCCCAAAGUGCAUCAGGCAUGCAGCGAGACGCCCAACCAGGCCCCAGCUAUGCCAGACCGCUCUCUGCCACGCACUCCCACGGUGACGUCACCCGUAUCGAGGGUCAACAUUCCGCCAUUUGACAGCCUUCCCCAGGAACCGACACUGCCGCCUCAACCGGAUCUAACAACCGCCAAAAAGUCCGCCGAUUCCCCAGCUCCAGUAGCUCCAAAUCGUCAGUGGAGGAACCGCCAGCGGACAUCAAGCCCCGCCGCCGGACACUGGCACAACCGCUCGACGGCACAGGACCCAUCACGGACAACGAAUACUAGCAACGACAACCUCACCUCAACAGGAUCUCAGGACGCCCAAGGAUCUCGACCGAAACGCCGCCGCCGACGGCCCUCGCGAUACCUCGAUAAUCCGAUGAUGCCGAAAUCGCGGCGGGAAAGUGUUGUGCAAGCAACAUGCGGCUCACGCCUCGGGUUUUACAAACGGGAUUUAAGGCCGAGGUUAUUCGACAUGGGCCCCGUCGCGUUUGCGCCAGUGUCGAGCGCAAGAACGACGUCAGGCCUGUCGGCAACGCAACCCUCCAGAUCGUCGUCAGUAUUCGCGCGGAGUCCAGGUUGUCGAUUCCGAUCGCAUUCCUGCCCAACCUUCAUUGAAUUCUUUGUCGAGACCGGGGAAAAAAAACACCUAGCGGAAGUGGAUAGUGCGCAACCCGCAGGGGUCACCGACAAAACGCCUUCGUCGCGGAAAUUGUGGAGCGUCCGCGUCCAGUCCACUGAUGAAUAUUUGGUUUCCACGCACUGGAACCCCGUGCAGAAGCACCUGUGGAGCAAACAAAGUUAG
Molecule: messenger RNA, 3078 nt
Organism: Notodromas monacha
Lineage: Eukaryota; Metazoa; Arthropoda; Ostracoda; Podocopida; Cyprididae
Source: the annotation of a GenBank genome assembly